Hemicordylus capensis (graceful crag lizard) is the source of this 3465-nucleotide messenger RNA. It is a transcript of the gene STARD7, whose product is annotated as StAR related lipid transfer domain containing 7. Gene Ontology annotation, molecular function: lipid binding. Bases 444 to 1706 code for a protein of 420 amino acids. The record is from RefSeq and is a predicted model, not a curated record. Lineage: Eukaryota; Metazoa; Chordata; Lepidosauria; Squamata; Cordylidae. The transcript has 10 exons.
UGGGCGGGACCAAUGGGGGGGAGCGGCCUGGAGGGCUGAGGGAAGGGGUGAGCGGGGCGCUCGCUCAUCCUCUUCUUCGGCGGGGGCCGAGGUGGUGAGGCCGGCUGGAGCGCGCCGCAGCAGAGCCCGUGGUCGUCCCUCGAGCCAGCGAGGCUGCCGCCCGGUCUAGCAGUGGCUCCUAGCAACGGAGGGAGGGGCUAGGCGUUGCUAGGUAAUUGAUUCCAGCCCCUGGACCUGGCUUUGGCUGGUGGACACUGAGAUCCACUUAUAAAAUGCUUAUGAAAAAGAGAGAGAGGGAGAGAGAAGAUCUUGCCAGCCUGUUGCAGCACUAGCCACUUGGCUACCAUGGCAGCUCCCAGAAGGCUCAGAUGGGUCUAGAAUUGAAGAGCUCCAGGACUGUAUUCAAUGCAAAGACCGUAGCUCGCCGGUGAGGCCUGGCAGGAAUGUUCCAUCCGCUCCAGUGGAGGCCUCCCUCCAGCAUCUAUUCCUGUUACGCUAACUCCGCCCGCUUCAUCAGCUGCAAAGGGAAACUGGGCCCGUGGCCCAGCGAGAAGUCCCUGAAAGGCAGGUGCCAGUGGUUGCUCACCUGGCUGCAGAAAGGCUCCGAGAAAUGUCCGAAGCAGAAGAGCCUCCUUUCCCUGCUGGCCAACCAGUGCAGUUAUGUGACCGGCCAGAGGGUCUGGCGUGCCCAGCAGAUUGGACAGCUGUACGGUAACCUUUACUCCGAGCGGACACGCAAGAGCCUCUUCAGCUCCCUGUGGCGCAGGUUUCAGGGGCGUCACGCGAAUGCCUGCAAACUGAUGGCAGCCCUCACCGGCGUGUUCUUGUGGGAGGAGGAGAGGAUCAAGGAGGAGGAGCUGAGCAGGUCUGCAGAGGAGAUGAAGCGCAUGGAAGAAAUCGCCAGUUUGUUUCAGGGCGACGAAGGGGAGAGCCAGACCCAGGGGCAGCUGCAGCCCCUCAAGGAUGUGGCCCUCAGUCCUGAAGAGCGGUCCUGGGAGAGUGUGAUGGACAAGAAGCACUUCAAGCUGUGGAGGCGCCCCAUUGGAGGGACCCACCUGUACCAGUACCGAGUCUUUGGGACAUACACAGACGUGACCCCACGACAGUUCUUCAAUGUGCAGCUAGAUACUGAAUACCGGAAAAAAUGGGACUCGCUAGUCAUCAAGCUGGAGGUGAUUGAGAGAGACCAGGCCACAGGGUCAGAGGUGAUCCACUGGGUCACCCACUUUCCAUAUCCGAUGUACUCACGAGACUACGUGUAUGUUCGGCGAUAUAAUGUGGACCGAGAGAACAAUCUGAUGGUCCUGGUGUCACGAGCGGUUGACCACCCGAGUGUCCCAGAAGACCCAGAAUUUGUCCGUGUCCGAACCUAUGAGUCCCAGAUGGUUAUUCGCCCUCAUAAGACAUUUGAUGAGAACGGCUUUGACUACCUGCUAACGUACAGCGACAACCCGCAGACGGUGUUCCCUCGUUACUGUGUCAGCUGGAUGGUCUCCAGCGGCAUGCCAGACUUCCUGGAGAAGCUGCACAUGGCAGCACUGAAAGCCAAGAACAUGGAAAUCGAGGUGCGCGACUACAUCUCCUGUGCCAGGCCCCUGGAGAGUGCCGCCAGCAGCAGCGGCAGCAGCGAGGGGAAGGCCAGUGUGGCCAGCCAGGAGCAUAAGGGCGAAGGGACCUGCACCCCUAUUCAGAUAGACUAUGCUUAAAGGAGAGCAUUUCCUCUCCAGAGCUGGCAGCCCCAGCCUCUUGCGUGUGUGCUUGCAGGCGGGGAAGGCCAAGAAGGAAGGCUGCUGGGGCGUUGGGUUGCCCUUGGGACCCCCAUUCAGCUGUUCUCCUGCCUCCGGGCUCCUCUCUCUGCCUCCCUCCCACCCCACUGCUUCCCCUUCUUGUACUGUUUUGGAAAAAGGCAAUGAUGUUGGCUGUUUCAAAAUUGUGGGUAAUUUUGAAAAUCAGUCUUAUGCCGUCACUUCUGUACUGGUGAUCUUCUUUCCCAGCAGGGGUACUCCGGAGCAACCUGGGAAGGGGUGGGCAGAAUCUCCCCCUCUCUCCUGUGACUGUGUUUGGUGCUGCCUAGAUGCCUUUGUGGGGAGCUGGGGGCCUGUGAAAUCGCAAGGCCCCCGCAGCCUUUCACGCCUUGUACAUACUGUGGCAUCCGAGACGCUGGCAUGUUGCGUGAAGCCAGUCGCAAAGACAGGCGCUCCUUGUCUGGCCCAACUGCUGUGUGCCACCCGUGCAGGGGAAUCUCUGCUGCCAACGUGCCUUUUCCCUCUGGCACUGCUGUUGACAGCCUUGGAGAGUGCUGCAGUCCGGUACCAGGCCGAGUGGAGGCAUCUCUCUGCUUCCUAGCGCCAGUCCUGUGAAGGAAGGUCUUUUGUGCAUAUCUGUCCCCCCCCCCACACACACACCCCUUGUUUCUUUUUGGCUUGGUGACAUUCAGCCAUGACUGGCUUAAUUUCUCAGAGCUGUGGUUGGGAAUUAAACUCUCUGCUGGUCAACCAGUGCAGUACACACACUGACUUCAUUGUCCUUGGUGUUUUGGAGGGGAAGACCCGCUCCGACUGGCUGUGAUUCAAAAUGUGACUCUACGGUGCCUGCCUCCACUUCAUGCCGGUCAGUCUAGCAGCUCUCCUCACGCUGUGGAUUCAGAGAGGCUCCGGUUGCCUGCAGGGAGUGAGGGGGAUUGAAUUUCUUUUGGGAGAUCCAUGGAAGGAAUGGCACAGAGGCCAGACGUGAACAGCUGCUUACUUUUCAAAGGGGGGGGGAGAGUUCAAGCACAGUGCAUGGAUCCAUCCAUCCUAGCUAAUCUAGCAUUUUUAGAUCAUAGUCUUGGUCUCGUCUUCACCCGUAACCUGGAAUGUACUAAUUGGCGAGAUCCCGCCAAGCUCACCAUUACAGUGCCCUAGACUUGUGCGGGUGGGGGAAGACCCACUUAACAGAGUGCCUGUACAGCAAAGGAGGGUGGUCUGUCUCCUCAAAUAUCUACCAGUAUAUGCAGCGCACAUCGUGGAAGUUUGCGUGGGGCUACUUUGACAUGUGUCCUGGGCCGUCCACAGGUUCUGCUUGCUAGGCUGUCCUCUAAUAAUGCCAAGUAGACUGUUGGCAGUGUGGGGAAACUCUAUGUGAGGUUUCAUCUUGGAUAUAAAUAUCUGUGCCAGUGAAAUGUUGGGUGCUUGCCUGCACCCUCUUCUCCCCCACCCCCACCCCCUGCAUUUUUAAGCAUGUGAUAUUUUAAAAAUCAAAGUCCAGGCUGGGCUGUGUAGAUGAGCACUAAAACAAGGAAGCGGGUUUCAGGGAGCAGCUUCUUGGGGGGCAGAUGUGGCAGAUUUGUGCCUGAAGACCCCUUGGGCUGGGCUCUGCCUGUGGCCAGCCAGGCCCCCUAACACAACUACUGCUGGGUUUCCUUGUGCUUUACUUGGCUAGUGUUUUUAUGAGAACCUAAGCACCAAUAAAUGUAACGGAUUGGUA